Spodoptera exigua (beet armyworm) is the source of this 1936-nucleotide messenger RNA. The record is from the annotation of a GenBank genome assembly. Lineage: Eukaryota; Metazoa; Arthropoda; Insecta; Lepidoptera; Noctuidae.
AGUGAAUUGCAACGUUUGUUUAAUACCUACCAACAAAUAUAAAUAACAAUAAAAGUGAUUAUCAAAAGUGUUUGGACAGUUUCUAAUCCCAGUUAUUAAGUUAAUCUACGUUUUCCUUAAUUCUAUGUCGCUGUGAGAAGUUUUAUUUGAUGAGCAUUUUCCUAGCAGAUUUUUAUCACUUUAAUGACAAAACUCAGAAACGUUAUCCUUCUCAAGAAUGUAUCUUUCGUAAAAGAUAAGGGUUAAUGACUGUAAAACAUUUGUUAGAGCAAUCGUCAAUACAAAUAAGAAAAAGUGUGCAACCUUCACGUACUGACGCAUAAUUAAAAUAUUACAGUGAUAUCUAAAGAUACCGGUGGUGAAGUGGACGCUAAAUGCUGUUUACUGACAAUAAUAACGUAGUGCAUUAUCUGCAGUUUCAGUCAAUGUUACUGAAUAACUGACUGAAUACCGGAAAAUUAAAAAAACUCAAAUCAUUUCCCUGUGAGCUACUUCUAGUUUAUAAACAUGGGUGAAAAAGAAAAAAAUAAAGACAUUGAAGAAUACAACCCCUUUGAACAUCGACAGGUUGUAAAACCGAAUUCAGACCUCAGAUCUUUGGCCAAUCUUAUAAAGUCUUCUUUGGGGUCAGGACUGCUUGCUAUGCCUUUAGCAUUCUCAAAUGCCGGUUGGGGAGUCGGCAUUGUAGGCACUGUGAUAGUGGCAUUUAUCUGUGGCCACUGCGUUCAUAUAUUUGUACAAACAUCCCGAGGGUGCUGUCGAUUGGAAAGGAAGCCGUUACUAAGUUACUCAGAAACUUGUCGAUCAGCAUUUGCAAAUGGACCCAAAUGCGUCAGACCGCUGGCUAACUUCGCACAUUUAUUUGCGGAAUUUUCCUUGUGUUUCACGUACCUCGGCGUGUGUUGUAUAUUUACUGUGCUAAUAGCAACUUCAAUUAAGCAGUUAUUCGAUACUUAUUUGACAACGACGGACAUUCCAGUGGAGCAAUAUUGCCUAAUCUUACUGGCGCCACUUUGCCUUCUCUGUCAGAUCAGGCACUUGAAGUGGCUCGCACCAUUCUCGUUACUUGCCAACAUCCUACUGUUCGCGACCUUCGCAAUAUGUAUUUAUUACAUAUUCAGGGAACCACUGACGAUCAGCGACAAAAGGAUUGUUGGAGAUUUGUCAAGACUCCCUGCGUUUUUAUCAACCGUGAUCUUCGCGAUGGAAGGCAUAGGAGUUGUAAUGCCAGUGGAGAACACGAUGAAGAAGCCCCAACAUUUUCUCGGGUGCCCAAGUGUAAUGGUGAUUGCAAUGUCUUUGGUGAUGUGCUUCUAUACAAUUUUGGGAGUCUUCGGAUACUUACGAUAUGGAGAGGCCCUCAAAGGAACUAUUACGUUAAACCUCCCGAUGGAUGAUUGGCCAGCAAUCUGUGCGAAAGCUUUCAUUUCGGUGACAAUCUUCUUGACGUAUCCCCUACAUUUCUUCGUUGUGAUUGACAUAUUCACAAAAUACGUCCAACCACGUGUACAGGAAAAGUAUCACAACGUAAUGCAAAUCUCUGCUCGAAUCCUUAUCGUCUGCUUUUGUGGUGGCGUUGGUAUCGCGCUUCCAUUCUUGGAGCAGAUCAUCAACCUAGUCGGCGCUUUGUUCUACUCCAUCCUUGGUCUUAUCAUCCCAGGCAUCAUUGAGACUGUCUUUCGCUGGGAAGACCUUGGCAGAUUCAAUUGGAUUCUAUACAAAAACAUUAUCAUCGUCUUCUGUGGCAUGUUCAGUCUCGUCUCAGGAUGUACUGUUACUAUCUCUGAUACUAUAGAAAUGAUCCAUCAGAAGACAGAAUAAGUAAAGACUAUUGAAUACAGUAUUUUUUAGUUAAAUAAGUAAGAUUAUCUGUGAUUAGUUUAGAUAAUUUAUGUAAUGUAAGCUAGUUAAUGUAACAAAUAAAUUAUUUCAUACU